CUGAUGGCCCAUGGUCAUCCAAAGUAUCCAUGGCUGAACGUUAAGCUUAAAAGGAUAUCCCACCCUCGGCCUUCAGAUAGUAAUAUCGUACAAGACAUCAGAGCUCGACUCACAAGAAUAUAAAGGUCGCCUUGUCUCUUCUAGUCAAUUGACUUGACCGUUACUCUAGCACACUCCAUUCUUUCUCUCCUCUUGGAUAUAGUUCUCUUUAGUGCCUUUUGUUACACCUUUCAUCACCUACAUACCUUUAAUCACUUUUCGGAGGUAACUUCAAGUUUACUACAAUUGCAAUGGCUGACGGACUCAACGAAGCACGUGCCCUGCGGGUGGCCGAAAUCAUCAACGACUACCGAACUCUACUUGUGCACAUCUCUCAGCAGAACGUCCAAAUCCCGAGUGCAGAAGCCAACGAAGAGGGCUACAAGACGAUCAGAGAAGGCCUGGCUGCCGCCCAGGCAUUGAUGUCGUCCAACUACAAUCCCAGCAUGACGCCUGCUCAGUCGAACGUGGAGACAGAGAAGGCGGAGUUGCAGAGAGUGAUUCUUGACGCCAGCGCCCGUCGCUUUCAAGCCCAUCGUAUCUACCUUCGCGUGGCAGCCGCCAGAAGAUGGGCUAUCAACCGUCAGAACAUCCUGCGCGGACAGCAACCUGGACCUCAACACGCUGCUCAACUCAAGACUGUGAGCAACACGUUCCGACAGGAAAUGGCUCAAGUGACAGACCAAUACGUUGUUGCUGAUCUCCGGGCUGCAGACACGCGGGCAGGUCAUUGGCUUGCCGACGAUCCUUCCCUGCCAGUGAUCCUUACCUGGAUCCGUUCUCACCCAUGAAUUGC
Molecule: messenger RNA, 835 nt
Organism: Aspergillus neoniger CBS 115656
Lineage: Eukaryota; Fungi; Ascomycota; Eurotiomycetes; Eurotiales; Aspergillaceae
Exons: 3
Coding region: 291-830 (179 amino acids)
Source: RefSeq, a predicted model, not a curated record